CUGCUCCGCACCCUGGAAUUCCCAUCGCCCAAGCGGUGACCGCAUGUGAAACCCGUCAAACAGAGAGCACCGGUUUUGCCAUCACAUUAUACUGUACCAGGCAAUGCGUUCUGUACCCCAGUGAUUCUAGUGAUGGCUCGGCUCACUAGUACGCCAACAAUAUUUGCAGCACGCUGCCAAAGGUGCCGCAGAUGGCUGUAUCAACCUAAAUAACUUGCUGCACUCUAUCUGCGCCCAAGAAGCACAUCUUUGUUACCUAAUGAUGGCGAGGACUCACUUGAGUAUGUUUAUCACAACAAUUUGAUGUGAUUGAUGUGGGUGCCCCGAUAGGGUUGGUUCGCCUCGCUCUUUGCGAUGCGUAUGGAUACCUAUUAUUUAUGCAUUCAAAUGUCGCUAGACAUCGCGACAUCCCUCUACGCCGUUCAAUUCUCGUUCCUCUAUUACGACUACGCACUCACAUUCAGCAGAGAAAUUGAUUUAUUUUGGAAACGACCUCGACGAUCAUGGCCAUUUGUGCUUUUCAUUGCCAAUCGAUACCUUACUGUUCUAGGCCGCGUCCCAAUGUCGAUUUACUUGUUUUGGUCUACAAACGAUACAAACUAUGGUGUACGUGUGUGUCCUCGCUUAUGGUUUAUAGUGGCUUGAC
Molecule: messenger RNA, 646 nt
Organism: Pisolithus orientalis
Lineage: Eukaryota; Fungi; Basidiomycota; Agaricomycetes; Boletales; Pisolithaceae
Exons: 5
Coding region: 355-645 (96 amino acids)
Source: RefSeq, a predicted model, not a curated record